AUUGUUAUGGUUCACUCCAGGUUGCUGCACAGUGAACGAGGGGAGGUGCCAGAUGUCCCAGCAAUUUACUUUUGUCAGCCAACUGAAGAAAAUUUGACCCGCAUUGGUCAAGAUUUUUCGGACGGACUGUAUUCUUCAUAUUUCCUCAAUUUCAUCUCUCCAAUAAGUCGUCAGAAAAUGGAAGACUUGGCUCUUGCAGCCUUGCAAGCAGGCUGCCAGGCUAGUAUUAAAAAGGUGUAUGAUCAGUAUGUAAAUUUUAUCUGUUUGGAAGAUGACAUGUUUACACUAAAACAUCAAGGAUCAGAGGCACUGUCAUAUUAUGCAAUAAAUCGUGGUGAUGUGAAGGAUUCAGACAUUGAUCUCAUCAUGGAUUCCAUCGUAGAUAGCCUCUUCUCUGUUUUCGUGAAUUUAGGUCAGGUUCCAAUUAUCCGUUGUCAAAGAGGAAAUGCAGCUGAAAGUGUUGGUGAAAGAUUAGACAAGAAAUUAAGAGAGAACUUGCGUGAUACAAGAAAUUCAUUUUUCACUGGUUUCAGUACAGAUUCAUUUGCUGCUGGACAACUCAGUUUUCAGCGCCCGUUGUUAGUUUUAGUGGAUAGAGGUGUAGAUUUAGCGACUCCAUUACAUCAUACGUGGACAUACCAAGCGCUUGCACAUGAUGUUCUUAAUCUGAGCUUGAACAGGGUAACUAUAAUCGAGAAUGAUGACACACAUGCUACCAAAAGAACAAAAACAAAGGAAUAUGACCUAAAUAACUCUGACUUGUUCUGGAGCACUCAUAAAGGUAGUGCAUUUCCUGAUGUUGCAGCAGCUGUAGAAAAGGAACUGGAAGACUACAAGACAGCUGAGACACAUGUGAAGAGUUUAAAGAAUGACAUACCGGAUGAAGAUGCCAUCGACCUCCUUAGUGAUAAUACAGCAAAAUUAACCUCUGCUAUUACCUCUCUGCCAGAAUUAUUGAAGAAAAAAGCAAAUAUAGAUAAACAUAUGAGUAUUGCUAUGGCUUUAUUAAACAGCAUAAAGUCACGGAAAUUAGAUGUCUACUUUGAAAUGGAAGAGAAAAUUAUGGGCCGCACAACUUUGGAGAAACCUUUAAUGGAGAUCAUCAAAGACCCAGAGUGUGGUAAUGCAAAGGAUAAAUUGAGAGUCUUCUUGAUAUUGUAUCUCUGUUCCAGCAACAUGACUGAACCUGAAUUUAAUGAGUAUAUAACGGUUCUGACAGAAGCUGGUGCUGACACUAGAGCUAUUGCGUAUUUAAAGCGUUGGAAGUCACUAAUGAAGAUCACAGCUGGUGCUGGGAUGUCUGAAUACACUGGUGGAGUAGCCAAAACUGUCUCUAUGUUCUCCAAACUUAUGAAUCAAGGUUCUGCCCUUGUAGUAGAGGGUGUUAACUUUGUACUCAAAGAAAAUAAACUGCCUAUCACAAGAAUAGUUGAUCAUCUCAUGGAACUAAAAAACAGUGAAGAAGAAAAAGAAUAUCGGUACUUUGACCCAAAACUACUUCGUCCAACUGACAACAGUGCUGCAAGUCGGACGAGAACCCCAUUCCAGGAUGCAGUUAUCUUUGUUGUGGGUGGUGGUAACUACAUGGAAUACAGUAACAUAGCCAGUUAUGCCAAGAAAAAAGCUGGAGCUGCAAACAAGAGGGUUAUAUAUGGAUGCACAGAUGUCAUUAAUUCAGAGCAAUUCCUUGGUCAGCUCACUAGACUGGGAGCUGAAAUAUCCUGAAGGAAGAUAAAGUCUAGUGGAUAACUGUUGUACAUCAUAAAGAUAUUGUAUGCAUGUAGGUGUGAAUGCUGUUGUGUUUUGUAACCUCUAUUUUUUCUAUACUGUUUGAGAAAAGAAAUGGUUAUAGAGUUGGUAUGCCAUGUGAAGGCAAAGUCUUGAAACAGUUUAGAAUAAAUUUUUGGAAUCAUUUCAGUUAAAUAUUUACAGAUUGUAACAUUAGUCUGCUAGAACACCAGCACCUGAAUUUUCAGUAAAUUAUAAACUCUUUUGUCACACGAUGUUAAUGUUACCAGUAUUUCGGAUAUUUACUGUCAGAUGUAUAUGGAAUUUUCUAUCAUACAAAACUGUAAUAAGGAAUUAUAAGGUUUCAUGAUUUCAUUCAUUACAUUGUGCAAGAUGAAGAAAUCCUUUAUACCUAAUUUUAUAAAAAAAAAAAAAUAGCCAUAAAAUCCUAGAAGUGACAAUCAAUACUCUCAUAGAUUUUCUAUUUCAUUUCUUUUAAUCAUGUCUCAACAAAAAACAUGAGUAGCUUUAUCCAGUAUUAUUAUAUAUAUAAUAUAAAUCUUGUCAGUUACACAUACAAUAAAAUUUUCAUGACUUACAAAGAAUAUUUAUUGUGGUAUGAUAUGCUUGGUGCAAUACAUGAAGAAAAGCAAAUACAAGACAGUUCUGUACCCUUGUUGCUUGAACAAAAUAUAUAAUUUAGAAUCCAGAAUUUCAUUCCGGUAAGGGAUCAGUAAUAUGGUAAUUCAUUACUGAUUUUGGUAAUUAUCUUAAAUGCUCUUACCCAGAACCAAUUAUGAGUAUUUUUUGCCUUGCUUGUGCCUCUUUCAACCUUGUUUUCUUGUAUAAGUAUCGACUCUGGUAAUUUUUUUAAUACAGUACAUUAAAUAGAAUAAAAAAUCACUUCUUGGACCAGCCCUAUGAGAGUUAAAAAUGUCAGCACAAGGAGUCUGGUUAAACAAUGAUAUAAUUAAGCAUUUAAGUUUAUGAUUUCACUUAUUUGUACAUGGAAACCUUGUGCUGACUAAAGGCUGUAUUGUGACACCCCAUUUAGGUUUUCUCACUAACCCAUUCUUUAUUCCUAAAUGUUACUAGUGGGAGGCAGUUGGACAACACUUUUUUUUCAGCACUUAUAUCUUCCAUUUAUUGUGGCUCAUUGCAUUGUUAUUGCCUACAUAAUAUAACUGAUUGUGCUCUUGGUAAAUGCAUAAGUUCAGAGUGUGCUUAUUAUGUAUUAUAUCAAACAGUUUCAAUUGUUAUAUCACUAUUAUUUUUUAAGUUUAUUAUAAAAUACACUGAGGUUUCAAAAUCAGAUGAAAUUUUGAUAAGAUUUUUGGGGGCAUAUUGUUAGUCUUCAAGUAAGAGCAAUGUUUUAUUUGUCUUUUAAGAUGGACUUAAACAUUUUGUUUGGAAUACUGCAACUUUUCAGGUUGUUCAGCAGAAGAGUUGAGAGAAAUCUACAGUUCAUACUACAACAGGAAUAUUUCCCAAUGAGGUAUGACUGUGAAAUUUGCUUAAGGGGACCGUCUGCUAUGAUGUCUAUUUUUUUUCAUUUUUUACGCAAAAUAGAUAAUUUUCAUAUAUGUUUUAGAUAUACAUAUAUAAUACCUUCAUCAUAUAAAAAUUUCAAGUCAUUUAAGCAAAAACUUUGUUUUAUUAGCAAAAAUUAUGAUUUAAAAAAAAAAAAAUAGGUAGAGAUUUCUCCGCUAAUAUGACAUCAGUUGUAUUGAAAAUCAUACCAUAAACACUUCUUUAUAUACGGAACAUUCUGUGACAGAAUUUUUUUUUUUUUUUUUUUUUAGUCUAGACACUCAAAAAAUUCUUUAAAAAAAAAAAAAGAAAUCAAAAUUCUGUCACACAGAAUUAUGGGAUUUUUAUUCCUCUUUCCAAUGAUAUCUUUCUCUCCAAAAUUGGAUAAUAAAUAACCGAGUAAUGGUUACCGACAUGCGCAUAAGUAUGUUUUUGAGUUAUGAGCUCCCAAAGAUUUGCUAUGAAAAUUUUGCUUUUUUCUUAUAAAAGUCAAAACAACAUUAUUAUAAUUGCUUUAUUUGUACUUUUAUUGUUGAUUUCUACAUCAAGGAUCCUGGUCCUACCCCUAAAAGUGGUAUUAAUACCCUCAGCGUGACACCAGACAAUGAUGUUGACGGCGAGGCAUGAGACAAUGAGGGCGCUGAUAACAAUGAAUUUUCGUGUUUUUCUUUCAGCACACUCCUGGCCUUCGUUAAUUUUGCUAGCCUUAGUUGCUGAGUAGCCUUCUUGAUCUUAGGUAACUUCGGCAUUGCUAUAAGUUCACUAAGAAGUUAUAAAAACAACGUAAAUAGCUAGUGACCAAACGCAAGUGACGAAGUGCAUGUAACUCCUCUGACGUCUGUGGCGUAACUGAGUCAUUCUCUGAGUCUUGCGGCUCUCGCCUAUAAAUAGCCGCUCUGACCAGCUCUCAACUCACACUACCUUUCAUUGCUACCAGAUGUAUGAGAAUCUCGAAAAAAAUCUGAAAAAUCCCUGUAUAUAUGCAAAAAUAAACACGCAAAAACGAUUCUGUCAAACUCAGUCAUACAGACGACGCCGUUAUGAUGACGUCAUCAUUUAAAAACCGCUAUAUCUUCAUUAUUUGUAAAAAUAAUUGGCUGAAACUUCUGGAAAGCAUGCACGGCAUGUUUUUGCAUAGAUACAAGUAAUAACUCUAUUUUUUAUUUUUUCAAGUUGACAUGUCAUCCGCCAUAGCGGACGGUCCCCUUAAUACUGGUUGGUGUUGUGAAAGAAAAUUAUCAUUUCAUGGUCAGUAUUUGGCAAUAUGCUUCUUGUAUCUUAGCGGGCCAAAUGCAGUAGUAGGUGCUUUAUCCAAGAGGAAUAAUAACUUUUAGUGGCUCAACUUCCAGGUUGUGGUUGCAUGUCUUCCAGUUUGCAAAAUUAAUAUUUUAGUUAAAUCCAUACAAGUACAUACUAUAAAAGACCAUAACAGUAUCUUGACUUCUGUACUAUUUUUUUCACUGGUGCUGUUACCUACUUGUGCUCUGAAGAUUAGUUAUCUAAGGCUAUCAAAAACAGUUUGAAGAAGUUCCUCAGCAUCACAAAGUCUCUUUACAGUCUUGGUUACAUCAAGUUGGUUUCUAAAUGUGACAGCAUAACAUGAAUGUUUGGAUUGAGCAAGUGAGGAAUAUAUUUUUUCAUUUUAUACUGUUAAAAAUGUGGUAAUGUAUUAUAGAUGCAGUGUUAUGUAUGUGAAUGCCAGUAUGUAGUCAUGUUUCAGUGUAAUAUUAGGAAACCAGUUUUCUAGCCAAAGUCAAGGCUCACCAACAUUUCUAGUUUGAAACUUUUACUUUGCACUUUCUAUCUUAAGGAAUUGUAAGAGUUUAGUCUCUGACUUAACUUCAUCAAACUUCAUCAAUCAUUGUUGGCCAUAUUUCUGACUUGACAUUUCUGCAGGGUAAAAUAUAAGAUGUUACAAUUUGUUUGAUCUGUUUGCAAUGGGUUGCUUGUAAUCUUCAGUGCUGAUAUUAGAGUGAGAAAAUUGAUUAUAAGUUUUUCAUUAUGUUAAAUAGUAUGUACUCACAUUAGGAAUGGGCUCAAGUUUCAUUCAGUUCCAGUAUUGGAUCUUUACCUGCAGACACUACUUCCAGUUGAUAUUUUGUAAGUUUCUGUUCUGCAUUGACCUCAAGUAGCAUCCAGUUAAUUGCACUUAUAACCGUUCACAAUCAGUUUAACUACUCCAUACAAGGAGUUUUCCGAACUUCUUCUGUACCUUAUCCUUUCCCUUUUAUUUUGCUAUUCAUGCUGGUUUCAUUGUUUCACUGGAUAUGUGUUAUUACUUGUAUUGUACAGGAGACAACCAAGAUUCAUUUUGUUGAUUUUUUUUGUUGCCAAGUCUGAAUUAUAGAUUUACAGAUAUA
Molecule: messenger RNA, 5618 nt
Organism: Macrobrachium nipponense
Lineage: Eukaryota; Metazoa; Arthropoda; Malacostraca; Decapoda; Palaemonidae
Gene: Slh
Product: sec1 family domain-containing protein 1-like
Exons: 12
Coding region: 7-1725 (572 amino acids)
Biological process (GO): intracellular protein transport; endoplasmic reticulum to Golgi vesicle-mediated transport
Cellular component (GO): cytosol; Golgi membrane
Molecular function (GO): syntaxin binding
Source: RefSeq, a predicted model, not a curated record